AUGGCGAGCGCCGGGCUGCAGUUCCAGGCGAGCGCCGGGGACGCGGACCCGCAGAGCCGGCCGCUGCUGCUGCUCGGGCAGCUGCCCCACCUGCGCCGCCUGCCCUGGAGCCACGUCCGCGGGAAGCUGCAGCCGCGGGUCACCGAGGAGCUCUGGCAGGCGGCCCUAAGCACGCUGAACCCCAACCCCACGGACAGCUGCCCCCUCUACCUGAACUGCGCCACGGUGGCCGCCCUGCCCUCGCGGGUGAGCCGGCACAACAGCCCCUCGGCCGCGCACUUCAUCACCCGGCUGGUGCGGACCUGCCUGCCCCCGGCCCAUCGGUGCAUCCUGAUGGCCUGUGAGCAGUCGGAUGCCUUCGCCUCUGCUUGUGCCCUGGCCCGGGCCUUCCCGCUGUUCACCCACCGCUCAGGGACCUCCCGGCGCUCGGAGAAGAAGACCGUCGUGGUGGAGUUCUUCCUGGUGGGGCAAGACAACGGGCCCGUGGAGGUGUCCACUCUGCAAUGCUUGGUGAAUGCCACGGAAGGCGUGCGGCUGGCGGCACGCAUAGUGGACACGCCGUGCAACGAGAUGAACACGGACACCUUCCUAGAGGAGAUUAAGAAAGUUGGAAAGGAACUGGGGAUCGCCCCAACUGUCAUCCGGGAUGAGGAGCUGAAGACCCGGGGCUUUGGAGGAAUCUAUGGUGUUGGCAAAGCCGCCCUGCACCCCCCAGCUCUGGCCGUCCUCAGCCACACCCCAGACGGAGCCACCCAGACCAUUGCGUGGGUGGGCAAAGGCAUCGUGUAUGACACCGGGGGGCUCAGCAUCAAAGGGAAGACCACCAUGCCGGGCAUGAAGAGGGACUGCGGUGGAGCCGCGGCCAUCCUGGGGGCCUUCAGAGCUGCCAUCAAGCAGGGUUUCAAAGACAACCUCCACGCUGUGUUCUGCCUGGCCGAGAACUCCGUGGGACCCAAUGCCACGAGACCUGACGACAUUCACAUGCUGUACUCAGGAAAGACUGUGGAAAUCAACAACACGGACGCCGAGGGCCGGCUGGUGCUGGCCGAUGGCGUGUCCUACGCCUGCAAGGACCUGGGCGCUGACAUCAUCCUGGACAUGGCCACGCUGACUGGAGCUCAGGGCAUCGCCACGGGCAAGUACCACGCGGCAGUGCUCACCAACAGCGCCGAGUGGGAGGCGGCCUGCGUGACGGCCGGGAGGAAGUGCGGGGACCUGGUGCACCCCCUUGUCUACUGCCCCGAGCUGCACUUCAGCGAGUUCACCUCAGCCGUGGCCGACAUGAAGAACUCGGUGGCGGACCGGGACAACAGCCCCAGCUCCUGUGCUGGCCUCUUCAUCGCCUCCCACAUUGGUUUCGACUGGCCCGGGGUCUGGGUCCACCUGGACAUCGCUGCUCCCGUGCACGCCGGUGAACGUGCCACCGGCUUCGGGGUGGCCCUCCUGCUGGCGCUCUUUGGCCGGGCCUCCGAUGACCCCCUGCUGAACUUGGUGUCCCCCCUCGGCUGUGAGGUGGACGUCCAGGAGGGAGACACAGAAAGGGACUCCAAGAGGCGCAGGCUGGUGUGAGGCCGCCCACCCUGGCCUGCAGGGCUAGUUACCUCACUUUGCACUGAUUGAUUUUAAGCAAUUGUAAGAUUAUACCCUAAGAGGGGCUCUGGGUUAUUUUAAUUGUCACGGUGCUGGAAACAGCUCCUUCUUACAUCUUAGAGGCCAGCUUCGGGCUUGGCAGGGCCCAGGGAGGGUUGGAGCAUUGGGGUUUUUGUUCAGGGCCCUGCAGGCCUCCCCAGCUUUGGCAGCCUGCUCCCACCUGUGGUUCAGUAGCACCUUGGGGCCUGGAGUGCAUGGGCCUCGCCUCCGCUUUGUGCCUGGGGUGUGUGUGCCUGUGGCGCUGUCUGCCCCGGCCCCCACAGGACGCCCUGACACCUAGGCCCUUGCUCACCAGUGCUGCCGCCUCGGCCGGCCUGCCAGCGCAGGGCACCAGCGUCUGGCCUGCCAGCGUAGGGCAGAGGUGACUUGUGUCCAAGGACCCGGUUUUGUGGAGCGAGCUUGGCGCUGUCGGAAUUCACUGGGAUUGAAUUAAAUAGAGCGGCACCAUGCCACCCCUUCGGUCUGUCUCCUCCUUUCU
Talpa occidentalis (Iberian mole) is the source of this 2128-nucleotide messenger RNA. It is a transcript of the gene NPEPL1, whose product is annotated as aminopeptidase like 1. Gene Ontology annotation, molecular function: metalloaminopeptidase activity; manganese ion binding. Gene Ontology annotation, biological process: proteolysis. Gene Ontology annotation, cellular component: cytoplasm. Lineage: Eukaryota; Metazoa; Chordata; Mammalia; Eulipotyphla; Talpidae. The record is from RefSeq and is a predicted model, not a curated record.